Messenger RNA from Malassezia sympodialis ATCC 42132, 1284 nucleotides. RefSeq lists its product as uncharacterized. Gene Ontology annotation, molecular function: RNA polymerase II general transcription initiation factor activity. Gene Ontology annotation, biological process: transcription initiation at RNA polymerase II promoter; RNA polymerase II preinitiation complex assembly. The coding region runs from base 1 to 1284 and encodes 427 amino acids. Gene Ontology annotation, cellular component: transcription factor TFIID complex. NCBI's taxonomy places the organism in Eukaryota, Fungi, Basidiomycota, Malasseziomycetes, Malasseziales, Malasseziaceae. The transcript is spliced from 3 exons. The record is from RefSeq and is a predicted model, not a curated record.
AUGAGCGACCACGACGGUGAGCGGCCCCGGGCGCGGGCGCAGUUCCGCAAGCCGCGGGUGCGCCUGAACUUCUCGCGGCAUGUCGCGGGGGCCGCGGCGACGGGCGAUGGGCCGAAGACGAAGCCCUACAUGCAGGGCUACGACCGCGAGCUCGACAGCGAGGACGACGAGACGGGCGAGGGCAUGGCCUUUGAGGAGCAGCUGAUUUUGCGGGUGCCUGACGGCCCGGGCGAGAAUGGCGAGCUGGACGAGCUGCGGCGCGUGAUCAAGCGGCGCGGCGAGUACAACGACGUGUGGUUCAAGUUCAAGGACUCGCGCCGCGCCGUGUUCCACAUUGGGCAGCAGCUCUACGCCGCCAAGCUCGUCGACCUGCCCUGCAUUGUCGAGUCGCACAAGACGCUCGAUAACAAGCAGAUCUUCAAGAUCGCGGACAUUUCGCAGAUGCUGCUCAUUGAGCGGCCGAUCGCGAGCGAGGCCGAGGCGAUCGCGAGUGGCGCGACGCGCAGUUCGCACGAUGACUAUAUCUACCCCCACGGGAUCACGCCGCCGAUGCAGUGGGCGCGCAAGCGGCGCUUUCGGAAGCGCAUCCACAACCAGUCGAUCGAGACGGUAGAAAAGGAGGUCGAGAGCCUCCUCAAUGACGACAAGCGCGCCGAAAAGGUCGAGUACGAGUUUGUCGACGCACACACGGCCGACCUGAUCGAGCAGGAGCUCGCGCAGCAGAAGCUGGAGCGCGCGGACGACAAAGACGACGGGGCCUCGCAGGCCGGCGGCGACGGCGACGGUCUCGACGGCGACGCCCUCGACGACGAGGAGAACGUCGACCAGGACCUAGCCGCCGAACUCGAUGCGGCGCUUGCGCGGGCGCAGGGCGGUGGCGAGUCGGGCAGCGACAACGACGAGGGCUAUUCGGACGACGACGACCGGCAGAGCGCGCGCGACAGCGACCUGGAGGAUCUAUGGGACGACGACGACGACGACGAGGCGGAGGACGAGGCGGCAGGCACGGCGCCUCUUCCCGCGGAGGGCGACGGCGCCGCGGGCGACGGCGGCGAUGCGGACGCGGACGACGACGACGGCGAGGAAGAGGCCGAGCGCCGCGUGCGUGAGUCGCAGCUCGAGGCCGAGUGCCGCGAGAUCGACGUGCUCGUCAAGCGGAAGCAGCACGAUGUCGACAGCACGAUGAAUGCGCUGCUGAAGAGCCGCCACCAGCAGGCCCUGCGCAAGCUGCAGACCGAGAGCGCGCGGCCGAGGCGGCCGCCGCGCGGCCGAGGGCGAGCGUGA